AUGGCUGCAAAGAGACAUCUUAGCUAUGAGUUGGAAGAUGGUUCUCGGAGGAUGUUUGAUCCAAGCGAUGAAGAUCUUAUAUACAUUUACCUCAGAAAGAAGAUUCAUAAGCCCCUAUUUCUACUCAAUACUAUUAUUCAAUUAGAUGUGUUUCAAACAGAACCUUGGAGGCUACCAAGAGGUAUUAUGACAUCUAUUAGCGAUAGCAAGUAUUAUUUCUUUAAAAUUAAAAAUAGUAGAUUUGAAAAUAAGGAUACAAGACCAGCAGGAAACGGGGAAUGGAAGAGCAUGGAAAAGAACAAGGAAAUUUCUCUACCAAACAAUAUGUUCACUGGGAUAAAAAACACACUCGAAUUCUGGAAAAUGCAAGGAGGGGAACUUGUAAAAACCGAAUGGCUAAUGAAUGAAUUCCGCAUUACUUCAAGUGCUCACCCGACCGAGGUUUCAGCUUUUGCAGCAUAUCGCAUCACUAAGACUGUUCUACCAAGCGUAGUUGAUAUUACAAUGGAGGAUGGAUGUAUCUCUCCUCCACCCUCUCCAUGA
Messenger RNA from Vicia villosa (hairy vetch), 543 nucleotides. RefSeq names its product transcription factor JUNGBRUNNEN 1-like. Lineage: Eukaryota; Viridiplantae; Streptophyta; Magnoliopsida; Fabales; Fabaceae. Gene Ontology annotation, molecular function: DNA binding. The coding region runs from base 1 to 543 and encodes 180 amino acids. The record is from RefSeq and is a predicted model, not a curated record. Gene Ontology annotation, biological process: regulation of DNA-templated transcription. The transcript has 3 exons.